GGCGGCGAGGGGAAAUUUCCUGCGUGGCUGCCGCCGCCUCUGCCCGCCGCUCGGGCCGGGGAGGGUCCCGCGGGCGGCGCCGAGGGGCCCGCGGAGCCGCCGGACCGGCGAGAUCCCUGAAGAAUGGCAUUUCUUUUAUUUAUGUUGUCCAGGCGCCAGCACAGCUCCUCGUGAAACACCGUUGUGAAAACCAGUCCAGGAUGGAACAUUCCUGCUCGCUCCUGCUGCUCUGUGUUAGUUUUCUAUUUGCACAAGCUUUACCACCCAAUGGAACUGAACUGCCAAAACCUACACCGACAACAAACUCUACAGAGGAGAACAAUUUGCACAAGGACCUGUUGACUUCGAUGCUCAUUCUGCUCCUGGUCUUCAUCAUUUUUGUCCUACUGGCCGGCUAUUUUUUCAGGUUCAGGAGACAUAAGAAAGCUGUUGUGAACUCUGGGGACAAAAAGAUGCCAAAUGGGAUCUUAGAGGAACAAGAACAGCAACGGGUGAUGCUGCUCAGCAGGUCUCCCUCAGGCCCAAAGAAGUAUUUCCCUAUUCCAGUAGAAAAUCUCGAAGAGGAAAUACGGAUGCGAUCAGCAGAUGAAGGAAAACUCUUCCGUGAGGAGUUUAAUUCAUUAACACCUGGAUAUGUGCAGGGAACAUUUGAAAUGGCAAAUAAGGAAGAAAACAGGGAGAAAAACAGAUACCCUAACAUCCUGCCAUAUGAUCAUUCCAGAGUGAUUUUGACCCAAAUCGAUGGAGUCCCACCUUCAGACUACAUUAAUGCAUCAUAUAUAGAUGGUUAUAAAGAAAAGAAUAAAUUUAUAGCAGCACAAGGACCAAAGCAAGAAACAGUUAAUGACUUCUGGAGGAUGGUAUGGGAGCAGAAGUCGGCCGUUAUCGUCAUGUUAACCAACCUGAAAGAAAGAAAAGAGGAAAAAUGUUAUCAGUAUUGGCCUGACCAGGGGUGCUGGACUUACGGAAACAUCCGCGUGUCGGUGGAAGAUUGCAUAGUUCUGGUGGACUACACCAUCCGCAAGUUCUGCGUUCAGUCGCUUCAUGAUGGUUGUAAAGCUCCGAGGCUCGUUACGCAGCUUCACUUUACCAGCUGGCCUGAUUUUGGGGUGCCUUUCACACCUAUUGGGAUGCUGAAAUUCCUGAAAAAAGUCAAAACGUUGAAUCCUGCCCAUGCCGGACCGAUUGUGGUUCACUGUAGCGCUGGUGUGGGUCGCACAGGCACGUUUAUCGUUAUAGAUGCCAUAAUAGACAUGAUGCACACGGAACAGAAAGUUGAUGUUUUUGAGUUUGUUUCAAGAAUCCGCAAUCAGCGUCCACAGAUGGUUCAGACUGACAUGCAAUACUCCUUCAUUUACCAAGCCUUACUUGAAUACUACCUCUACGGUGACACGGAGCUAGAUGUGUCAUCCUUGGAAAAACACCUGCAAACAUCACACAACGCCGCGCCCAACCUUGUCAAAAUAGGGCUAGAAGAAGAAUUUAAAAAGUUAACAAAUGUUCGAAUAAUGAAAGAAAACAUGAGAACUGGCAAUCUUCCAGCAAACAUGAAGAAAGCUAGAGUCAUCCAGAUUAUCCCAUAUGAUUUUAAUAGAGUGAUUCUGUCAAUGAAGAGAGGGCAGGAGUACACAGACUACAUCAACGCUUCCUUCAUAGACGGCUAUCGCCAGAAGGAUUACUUCAUUGCCACCCAGGGACCGCUUCCGCACACGGUGGAGGAUUUCUGGCGGAUGGUGUGGGAGUGGAAGUGCCACACCAUCGUCAUGCUCACAGAAGUUCAAGAGAGGGAGCAGGAAAAAUGCUGCCAGUACUGGCCAUCAGAGGGCUCUGUAACUCACGGAGAGAUAACCGUAGAAAUAAAGAAUGACAGUCUGUUAGAUGCCAUAAGUGUAAGGGACUUCCUAGUUACCUACAAUCAGGGUAACCAAGAGAAGCAAAGCAGGCUCGUCCGGCAGUUCCAUUUCCAUGGGUGGCCAGAGAUUGGGAUUCCUGCAGAAGGAAAAGGGAUGAUCGACCUGAUUGCAGCUGUCCAAAAGCAGCAGCAGCAAACAGGCAAUCACCCGAUUACGGUGCACUGCAGUGCUGGCGCUGGAAGAACAGGUACCUUCAUAGCACUCAGCAAUAUUCUGGAACGAGUCAAGGCUGAAGGGCUCUUAGAUGUAUUUCAAGCUGUGAAGAGCUUAAGACUGCAAAGGCCACAUAUGGUGCAAACACUGGAACAGUAUGAAUUCUGCUACAGAGUGGUACAAGAUUUCAUCGACAUAUUUUCCGAUUAUGCUAAUUUCAAAUGAAAAUUCCUGCCUUAUUUUUUAAUGUGUCUGUAUAAAUAGUUGUAUAUUCUGUUAAUUUAUUCCGUGUCGUUUUAAUUGUUGACUUUACUGUAAAUAUGACCUUGCGCUUGCUCUAAAAAUUGCAAUUGCUGUAUAAAGUUACUUCUUAAAUAUAAAUAUCUUCUAAAGCGAAGUAUAAUGUUCAUAUACAGUAUAUCACUAUAAGAUGGUAUAGAAAUCUUUAUUCUAAACAACAGUAAAUUAAUUCUUGAGGGUCUAUUUCUUUGACUUUUUCCACUUAUAAGUACUUAUCGAUAACGUUAUAUCCCAGUUCUUGAAACUUUACACAGGUGAUUUACAUUUCAUAUUAAAAAAAAAAAAGGGGGUUGUGGUACAUAUGUUUAAACUAAACAUGGUUUGGCCAUAAACCUUUCUUCGCUAUGAAAAUAGAUGUUUAUUUGGGGACACGUUCUGAUCACCUGCUCGGGCUUACUUGGAAUUUAUUUCACAAAGAAGGCAAAGAAGUGCUAUUAGUGAUAAAGUGAUAAAGGUAUCAGGAUAUGGCCCUUCAUGUGUAAUGAUGUACAGUCCAGCUGCGAAAUAGAACUGCUUUUAAAGUCUGCUUUUAAGAACCUCCAGGUUGAUGGCAGUUCUACUUUGAGCCUGGCUGUCAAUAAGAUAUAAUCAGUAUAAAUACAGACGUGAAUGUUUGAUUUAAUAUAGCUUUCAAAGUCCAUUUAUUUUGUUCUUUCCUAAAUAUUACACCAGCUUAAAUCAAUUUAGAAAGACAAUAAUGUGAGUUUGCCACUAUUUUGAGAAUAUUUUGCAUAUCAGAAGAGUAUAUUUUGCAGCACCUGAACUUGUCUACUUGAGGUGGCUUUAUAGCCCGUGUCCGAAAUGGAUGUAAAGCUUCUCUAUAUACACGUGCAUAAUUUCCCACUUCUUUGAGAAAAGGCGAGAGAGAUGAACUCUUAUUCUUUGAUUAGACCCAACAGAACAGGUAACAGUAUUUGCUAAAACUCUGAAGAAACAUUUUGCUAACAGUGCAAUGCUAGCCACAUUAAGCACUGGAGCAAAAAGCUCCUCUAUGUUCUUACCCUCCCAUAUAUAUUAUCAAAAAAGGAAAUAUUCCUUUAUCUAAAAGGGGUAUAUGAUUGUGUAUAUAGAUAUAUUUUUAAUGAAAAUACUACUGAUAAUAUAAUUGGUGAAAUAAAGUUUAAAAGUCUUUAUUGUAGCCCUGAAGAGGAUACGCUUGGGGGUUAGAGAAUCCAGAAAGUCACAGGGCAUCCGAAUGUUGAAUAAUUAAGAAGUAUAUCUUUUUCCACUCCUUAAAAUGCAUAUAUGCAUUAAUGAGCACAAAGUAUGCGAAUAUGUACUUUAAUUACAUAACUAAUAUGCAAUAGUUCUGUCUUGUCCAGUUGGUUGGGGUUUUUUUCAAUGCAAACAUAAAAGCCUUAUUUAAAAUAAGCAACUUACACUGAUCGUUUCUCUAUUGUUCUUGCACUAUUUUAUCCCAUGAGCAUUUUUCUUUUCCGACAGCAAAUAGCGUUACUCUUGGUAAUGAUGCAAGGAAACGGGAAGGUGUUCUUACUUCUCGUUUCAUUUCAUGCUGAACGGAAAAGGCGCAGUUUAGAGAUCUCUAAGCACACUGUUCUGAACACUGCCGUUUACUGCUUCUUGUCGUCCCAUCGAUGCACUUCUGUAUUUAUUUGUACAGUAAAUUAUGCACUUAAAAAAAGAUUGUUUAAAGACUAAACCUUUGAUGCGAGUUGCUAUGAGAAGAUACGCUCAAGACGUAGAAAGUGUUGAGUAUCGCAAACGAAUGCCAAGUAAGUUUACAGUACCGCUGCAUGCUGAAAAUUUAUCAAAUUUUAAAAAGCCAUCAAAUAAAUUCAGUGUGGAAACCAAUACAGUGGGGCUUUCAGUAUGAUCAUUUGGAGCGCAGGGAGACUCGGAGAGGUUGAAUGAUGAUAGAAAAUAAUGCAAAGAAAUUUCCACUGUUUUCCAAAGAAGCCUGUUUUAUGGUCCCAUUAAAUCCCAGCAUCAGGAUCUUUCCAAACAUUUAGCCUAUGUUUGAAAAAUAAUUUCUCUGUUGGACAGCCUUUUGGGUCCCUUAAAUAAAAGCCUGGACUAAGAGCUGCCUCGUGACGCAAACCUCCUCAGCGCAGUGGCAGUGCGGGGUGGUGUCCGCCGGGACCCACGGCCCCCUGACAGCGGCAGGACAGACAGCCGAGCUCCACCCGCCCUCCGGGUUUCCUGCAAGGGGGUGUCCUGCAGGGCGAGGCAGCUCUCCGUAGUUAGAGCACGGAGUAGCAUGGAGUUAAGCUGGAAUAGCAGAUACAAAGUGGGUACUCAGAUUUUAGUUGCCCAACCGUAUGAAGGUAUCUAGGAGGAGGAGGAAACAGAAAUACCUGUAUCGUAUUGCAGAAGUCACACAGAUUGCUACAUAAUGACUUUUUUAAUAUAAUAUGAAAAGCUUGCUUUCCAGUUCUUGUGUCAGUCAAUAGACUGCUCACUGCAGCAGCCCAAUAACUGGGGAGCUCUGUCUCGAUAUAGAUAUAUAUGAACUUUCCUUUAACUUUUCCUAUGUUGCAUGGAAUUACUUUAAAAUGCCAAAUAGUUGAUUAGAAGUCGUACAUUCUGAUCUGUACAUGGUUUUGGUCACUAUGUGACUUGACUGUUUUCAUGUGUUAAGCUAGGUUCCAGCUCACCUAAGCAUUUAAGCAUUCGCUUCAUGACAUCUCUAUUCCACGAAACGUUUAAGUACCGUAGGUUCUUUGUUCUUGAAGCAAUCCCUUAAGUGCUUUGCUGAAUUGGGCCUUAACGAAGAAUGCAUACUGUAAUUACCAGUGUUUUUUAGGGUAUUUUUACGUAUCAGUUUUUUAAACUUUUAAAAUGAGCCUGACCACCUGUGUUCAGUAUUUCGAAAUGUUUUCAUUUCCCCUAGUACCAUUUUUAAUGUAAAGUUGUUGAAACUUUUCUGUAUAACCAAAUUGUAUUUAAUUUGUCAAAUCUUUAUAAUAUAUGUAUGUAUUAUACAGUUUCGGCUAUUAUUAUUUUCUUUUAUUACAUUUAUAAUUUGAUAUAGCUGUGUUUUUAAUGCUGGUGAAUGUUGCUGAAUUAUUUGUAUAUGCAAAUUGCAAGAUCUAAUACAUUCUGAUGCAAGAACAAAGCUUCGUUUUUAUUCUCAAACUGUAUUA
This is a messenger RNA of Phalacrocorax carbo (great cormorant), 5470 nucleotides long. The record is from RefSeq and is a predicted model, not a curated record. Lineage: Eukaryota; Metazoa; Chordata; Aves; Suliformes; Phalacrocoracidae.